AUGGCUAACUUGAGUGUACGAUUGCUUGAUGUUGGCUAUAGAAGAGCCAUAGUUCAAAAUGCCAUCGAAUCCUCGUUCGUGACAAAAGUAAAAGCACGACAAUUCGACAAUCUAGCCUUGGUGAAAAUAAUGGAAAGCAUCUCCCAUCAGAAGAAGCACCUAUUCGAAUUACCCGAGGACGAAGUCCUUAAAUAUAAGGGUCGGUUAUGUGUAUCCGAUGUCAGUGGACUCCGAGGACAGAUUAUGAUAGAGAUUCACCAGUCCAAGUAUUCUAUUCAUCCUAGGUCAACCAAGACAUAUCAUGACCUUCGACAACUAUAUUGGUGGAACUACAUGAAGAGAAACAUUGCCGAGUACGUCGCAAAAUGCCCAAAUUGCCAACAAGUUAAGAUUGAACACCAGAAGCCUGGAGGAUUGCUUCUGAAUAUGGAAAUCCCAGCCUGA
Nicotiana attenuata is the source of this 444-nucleotide messenger RNA. RefSeq lists its product as uncharacterized. The record is from RefSeq and is a predicted model, not a curated record. The transcript has a single exon. The coding region runs from base 1 to 444 and encodes 147 amino acids. NCBI's taxonomy places the organism in Eukaryota, Viridiplantae, Streptophyta, Magnoliopsida, Solanales, Solanaceae.